UCGUAGGUAAUUGGUAUAUUUUAACGGUCCAGCUGCGGCCGCACUGAGUUUAUUAACAUAAAAAACAACAAAUUUAUUAGCAAAAUGGUUAGCAGAAACUUAGAAAGCACGAGUAAAGUUCCGACUUUCCAUGUCAUCCGAGAAGUCUACGACAGUUCCAAUGCCCACGAAAGAUUUGAGGCGGAACUGGACAAGGCGCUGGAGGCCAAGGUUGACUUCAUCAUCAUAGAGCCACCUCGUUUGGGAGACGAAACUGGUCGUUGGAUUUGGGUGGGCAACUGUCUACACAAAACAGCAGUUGCCACUGGAGUGGUCUCUCUAGUGGCCAGUCUGUUAUGGCGCGAUCGCCCCAUCAUUGCAGCUCCCGCCUGUGCCCUUUCCCUUUUUUGCACGGGACUCUACACAGUCUCUUGGAACUAUGAUCCUUGUUGUCAAUAUCAGGUGGAAAACAACGACACCGUGCUGGAGAAACUACCACUGACAGAUGUAUCCUCGCCUGUGAUUCUGGGCUACUCGCCCAAUUCAAAAACCAAAUACUUGCACCGUGGCGUAUCCUUCCUCUCUGCUGCAUUGUGCGCCUGGCAAAUUUGGAGGUCCUACAAGUAGAGGAUGAAAAUGAACCCAUAAAAUGGGCAGCUUCUGGAUUGGGCCACUCCCCUGCGGAGGAGUAAUACCUAAUAAGUUUAGUUUAGGCACCUAAGCGAAUGCAUUUCUUUUAGAUAUUCGAACGAUUUUAACUUAAUGUCCUGUCCUUCGUGAAAUUUUGAAAUGUUUUCAAGUCCCAAACCGUAUCUGUCCAGUGCCCAGUUUUAUUGUUUUUGUGGCUGCCAUGUGAACUAUCGCUAGUAUGCUCAUAACUUAUUACGGUUCCCAGGCCUAAGUUAGUCAUAAGGAAAGAGCAGCCUCUGCACUGUAAAUUAAGCAAAGCCAACUUCUGUGUAUAAAGCAAAACCCAUUUAUAAUUGUUAUUAGAGUCUAGUUAAAGAUAUCAGAAAGCGAAAGGCAAAUAAACGCAAUGCGAAUGUUA
Messenger RNA from Drosophila eugracilis, 1027 nucleotides. RefSeq names its product transmembrane protein 11 homolog, mitochondrial (gene Pmi). Gene Ontology annotation, cellular component: mitochondrial inner membrane. The transcript has 4 exons. The coding region runs from base 85 to 606 and encodes 173 amino acids. The record is from RefSeq and is a predicted model, not a curated record. Gene Ontology annotation, biological process: inner mitochondrial membrane organization. NCBI's taxonomy places the organism in Eukaryota, Metazoa, Arthropoda, Insecta, Diptera, Drosophilidae.